This is a messenger RNA of Varanus komodoensis (Komodo dragon), 3101 nucleotides long. It is a transcript of the gene GPATCH1, whose product is annotated as G-patch domain containing 1. The record is from RefSeq and is a predicted model, not a curated record. Bases 30 to 2834 code for a protein of 934 amino acids. Gene Ontology annotation, biological process: mRNA processing. The transcript has 20 exons. Lineage: Eukaryota; Metazoa; Chordata; Lepidosauria; Squamata; Varanidae. Gene Ontology annotation, cellular component: nucleus. Gene Ontology annotation, molecular function: RNA binding.
CGCCUCCUCCCCGUCAGAGGUCCGCCAAGAUGGCGGCCGGCGAAAGCGACGACGGGGAGGAAGAGCUGGCGAGUUUUGGCACCCCUCUGGAGCCGCUGGAGGAGGGUGAACGAAUUAAGAAACCUAUUCCUCUGCAAGAACAGACUGUCAAAGAUGAGAAGGGGCGGUACAAGCGUUUUCAUGGAGCAUUUAGUGGUGGCUUCUCUGCUGGCUACUUCAACACUGUGGGCUCAAAAGAAGGAUGGGUACCAUCAACCUUUGUAUCAUCCCGUCAAAACAGGGCAGAAAGAAAGGUUCUGGGACCAGAAGAUUUUAUGGAUGAAGAGGAUCUUAGUGAAUAUGGGAUAGCACCAAAAGAGAUUACAAUUACAGAUGAAUUUGCUUCCAAAAGCAAAGAUAAAAUAAAAGAGAAGGCUAGGCAGAUUGCAGGAGUUGCUGCCCCUAUUCCUGGAGCCACCAUGUUGGAUGAAUUUAUAGCACCUGCAAAAAUAACUAUUGGUAUUGACUUGUUACGAAAAAUGGGCUGGAAAGAAGGGCAAGGAGUUGGACCUCGAAUAAAAAGAAAACCACGCAAACAAAAACCUGAGCCUGAAGUGAAAAUAUAUGGAUGUGCUUUGCCUCCAGGAUCUGAAGAUUCAGAGGAAGAAGAGGAUGAAUAUCAGCCAGAAAAUGUGACAUUUGCACCCAAAGAUAUAAUGCCUGUGGACUUGACUCCCAAAGAGAAUGUUCAUGGACUUGGUUACAAAGGUCUGGAUCCCACCAAAGCCUUAUUUGGAGUUUCAGAAGAAAACUUAAACCUUUUUAGUUCCAGUUCUGAAAAUUCAGCUCUGCUUGGUGACUUGCAGCUUGGUAAAGGACGGAAACUUGGUAUUUCAGGACAGGCUUUUGGUGUAGGAGCUUUGGAAGAGGAAGAUUGUGACAUUUAUGCUACUGACUCACUUUCCAAAUAUGACACGGUUCUGAAAGAUGAGGAGCCUGGAGAUGGGUUAUAUGGCUGGACAGCCCCAAAGCAGUAUAAAAGCAGGCAAGAAACAGAGAAAGAAUUGAAGUAUAUUGGGAAAACACUGGAUGGAUUUUCGCUGGCAUCUAAGCCAGUAACCCGCCAAAAGAUUUAUCUGCCUCCUGACCUGCCAAGGGAUUACAGACCAGUACACUACUUUCGACCUGUGAUAAAAACUACUGGUGAAAAUUUACAUUUAGUGCAGACAUUAGCAGAAUCCACUGGGAAGCUUGAGAGUGACGGGGCACUCCAAGGCAGGCACCAAAAGACUGCGUCCCAGAGGAGGGAACUGCUGGGCGAGGCUAGUCUUCAAGGUCCAACAACUUCUGUUCUAGAGUAUUUGUCAGAUAAAGACAGAGAGAGAAUCCGAGAAGUGAAACAGGCAGCAGAACAGCGAGUAAAAGCUCCGGUGCUGCCUCAGCAGCCCUCACACAACAGAGUAACGGCGCCCACAUUAUACAGUGCUGCACAGCAGUGGCCGUUAGCCUUGGGAACCCAGCUGGGUGCAACUGGUUCCGGUAGCUUCAAACCAUUUGCAAAGGAUCCAGAAAAACAAAAGAGAUAUGAAAAUUACCUAGAAAGUCUUAAACAUGGAAAGAAAGAUGAACUGGAAAGCUGCUUGGAUCCAGGUAUGACAGAAUGGGAGCGUGGAAGAGAACAAGAAGAGUUCUCUCGCUCCGCACUGCUCUACAGAUCCUCCAGCUCUGUCUUAGCUUCAAGGUUUACUCCUGCAAAGCAUGAGGAUGACACUGACAAAGCAGAAGUUCCUCGAGAUCAAGAGACUGAUGUUGCUGACAAAGAGGCUGCUGCUAAGAUGAAGAUGUUUGGCAAGCUCACAAGAGAAAAGUUUGAGUGGCACCCUGAUAAAUUAUUGUGCAAAAGAUUUAAUAUUCCUGAUCCCUAUUCAGAGUCAUGCAUUGUUGGAUUGCCCAAAGUGAAACGUGACAAGUAUUCUGUAUUCAAUUUUCUGAUGGUACCAGAAUCCACAUCUAGGAUAGUCAGCCAGCCCGCAAAAGUAGGAGGGCAACAAAAUAAUACUCCGAACAAGCCAAAGAAGCCAUCAAGAUGGGAUGUGUCUGACAAAGAGAGAAAAAAAAAGGAUGCCAUUAGCGAGUUCAUAAGUUUGGCUAGAUCAAAAGUUGAUGUUCAGGAGCAGCCUGCAACACCAGCCGAAGCAAAAGGCAAACAUAGCACUGAUGAAACUAUUUCUGCUGAGACAGUAAGUGAAAAUACUGCUCAGAAUGAAGAAGUUGGGGAAGAAGAAAGCAGGCCAUCAAUGGAUUUAUUUAAAGCUAUAUUUGCCAGCUCCUCUGAUGAAAAAUCGUCUUCAUCUGAAGAAGAGAGUGAGGGAGAAGAGCAAACAGCAACCAUGGCAGAACCAGAUCCUGAAAAUGUGAACUGUCCUGCUCCAUCAGCCGAUGUUCAAGAAAGUGAAGUUAUCACACCUGAGCCUUCCAUAAAUGUAACUCUGUCUUCAAAGCAAGCUGAGCAAGCUGAUCAAGUGGAGGAAUUUGGACCAAGACUGCCUCCAGUUGUUUCUUCUGUCACUCCUUUGAAGCAUGGUGAAAUACAGCUUGACAAUGUGAAGAAAGAGAAACCUAAAAAGAGCAAAGAAAAACAUAAGGCCAAGAGAGAGCACAAACACAAAAAGGAAAAGAAAAAGAAACACAAGAAGUCCAAACACAAGGGUAAACACAAGAAUAAGAAAUUUGAGAAAAACAGUGGUUCAGACUCUGCUGGUAGCAGUGACAGCAACAGUGAGGAAGAGACUACAGAUAUAGCACCACAGGAACUUUUAAGAAGGUUGAAACAUCUUCCACUUGUAAAGCGGUAGCAUGGAUUCUUGGAUACCCUGCAUCCUUUGGUCUCAAAACAGAUCUCCUCUAUGAUGGCAGAUCCACCAUAUAAAGCAUAUUCAGAUGUGCUGUAUAUACUGUAUUUAUGUUGGGUUUGGUAGCAUAAAAGCAUGUGUGCUGAUUUUAUAGUCUUAGUUAAAAAUCAAAACAUAUUGUAAAACAGAAAGCAGUCAUAAAGGUCUUCAUUUUGAUGAAGAUAAUAAGCAUGAACAUUUUUUAAUAAAGUCUAGUUUACUAAUCUUCCA